AUAUUCUCUUUCUUGUCCGAAGGUUCUCUCGCUCUGUCUUCCGCUUCUCUCAGUGUAUUUUCGUCUGUAACUCAGCAGCAACAAUGUCUGGUCGUGGAAAGGGUGGUAAGGGAUUGGGCAAAGGAGGCGCAAAGCGUCAUCGUAAGGUUCUGAGAGAUAACAUUCAGGGCAUCACCAAGCCGGCCAUUAGACGUCUGGCGAGGCGUGGUGGAGUGAAGCGUAUCAGUGGUUUGAUCUAUGAGGAGACUCGAGGCGUCCUCAAGAUCUUCUUGGAGAACGUCAUCCGCGACGCGGUCACCUACACUGAACACGCUCGACGGAAGACUGUCACCGCUAUGGAUGUCGUCUAUGCCCUCAAGCGACAGGGUAGGACCCUCUACGGCUUCGGUGGUUGAUCAAGGAACAUCUCCGCUUUGCAAGAAUUCUUCUGCAUCUUUAUGCCAGUCUUUUGCUCCUCCUGUACUUGUAAAUUUGCAGUUCCAAGGAUCUUUUUAUGUAGACUCAACGAAUAUGUUGGCAUUUUAAGUUACCAUUUCAAUGAGAAUUUGGCUUUUCCUACUA
Nelumbo nucifera (sacred lotus) is the source of this 561-nucleotide messenger RNA. RefSeq names its product histone H4. Gene Ontology annotation, cellular component: nucleosome. Gene Ontology annotation, molecular function: structural constituent of chromatin; protein heterodimerization activity; DNA binding. Lineage: Eukaryota; Viridiplantae; Streptophyta; Magnoliopsida; Proteales; Nelumbonaceae. The record is from RefSeq and is a predicted model, not a curated record.